Molecule: messenger RNA, 279 nt
Organism: Morchella importuna
Lineage: Eukaryota; Fungi; Ascomycota; Pezizomycetes; Pezizales; Morchellaceae
Exons: 4
Coding region: 1-279 (92 amino acids)
Source: RefSeq, a predicted model, not a curated record
AUGACGUUAUCCUCCCAGCAUACAAAUUUUCCAUCAUCGAAUAAAAACUCCAGAGGGUUGAGAUAUAACGGAGUUAGCAUCAUCUCAACCGUUAAUUCUCACCGAAGGAAUAUUAACCAGGAGAGUAUCGCAAAAUAUAAUCCCAGAUGUUACGAGAAGGAUAGGGACAGACCUGGCAAUAAACAGCUCCAGCACAACGAACGGACCAAACCGGGCCUUUCCAUUCCCACAAUCGAAGAAACAAGAAUCGGAAGCUAUGGAAGAAUGGUGCGUUAUUGA